AUGAGUUCCGAUAGUGAAGGAGUAUUUUUAACACAGUCAACAUUUACAACAGAAAAUACUGUUGUAGAUACAGAUGAGAUAUUAAGUGAUGUCCUGGAUUUACAGAAGGAAAAUAUUACACCUCGGCCAAAUUUCAACAUUUUAAGUGAGAUGUUCUCAGACAUCUCGGAAGAUGAAAUGACAGAAAUAACUCAAGUUGUUGAAGAAGUUGAAACACGGCGACGAUUUGCAAUUCCCAUGCAGGAUGGUGAUUUGAAAAAAAAUGUUGCUGGAGAAUCAUGUGUAAACACAGAAAACAAAACGAAAUGGGCUUUAAAAGUUUUUGAUUCAUGGAUUGAACAGCGACUGAUACAAUCCAAAAACAAUGAAAAGCUGAAAAACUUUCCUAACAACUUACUGGAUUUACCUGUCUCCGAUAUUAAUGAGGCUCUGACUUAUUUUGUAGCUGAAGUUCGAAAUAAGAAUGGUGAGGAGUACAGACCAAACACACUGUAUGAAUUAAUUAUAUCUAUACAACAUUAUUUUCGGCAAAAUGGACGUUUUGUGAAUAUUUUGGAUGAUACAGAGUUUGCAGGACUGAGAGGGGUACUAGACGCCAGGAUGAAAAACCUCGCAAAACAAGGUUUGGGAAUAAACAAAAAGCAGGCAGAAAUUAUAACGGAAGAACAAGAGCAGUUGAUGUGGGAGAAAGGUGUCUUGGGGACAGACACACCAGAAAAACUUUUAAACACAUUAGUGUAUCAACUGGGUUUGAAUUUUGCAUUGAGAGCAGGCCAAGAACAUAGGAAUCUUAGAUGUGGACCUUAUAGUCAAAUUACAGUGAAACAGGAUUCUGAUGGCAAAACAUAUUUGAAAUACAGAGAAGAUGUAUCAAAAACGAAUGCCGGAGGACUUCUCCAUCGUAAGGUGACACCAAAAGUUACAAGGGCCUAUGAAAACACAGUACUUCCAGACCAAUGUCCUGUGAAGAUAUACCAGAAAUUCAUGAGCCUAAGGUAA
Molecule: messenger RNA, 999 nt
Organism: Mizuhopecten yessoensis (Yesso scallop)
Lineage: Eukaryota; Metazoa; Mollusca; Bivalvia; Pectinida; Pectinidae
Product: zinc finger MYM-type protein 2-like
Exons: 1
Coding region: 1-999 (332 amino acids)
Source: RefSeq, a predicted model, not a curated record